This is a messenger RNA of Eurytemora carolleeae, 6006 nucleotides long. Its product is annotated as myosin heavy chain, muscle. The transcript is spliced from 4 exons. Gene Ontology annotation, cellular component: myosin complex. NCBI's taxonomy places the organism in Eukaryota, Metazoa, Arthropoda, Copepoda, Calanoida, Temoridae. The coding region runs from base 43 to 5874 and encodes 1943 amino acids. Gene Ontology annotation, molecular function: cytoskeletal motor activity; ATP binding. The record is from RefSeq and is a predicted model, not a curated record.
UUGCAAAAAUAUAGUUUGUGUUUAAGGUUGUAAAAACUAAGAAUGCCAGGUCAUAUCAAGCUGACCAAAUCCGGUCAGCCUGAUCCUGACCCAACCGAGUUUCUGGUUCCCUCUGUUGAGAUGAAACGAGCGGAUCAGCAGAAACCAUAUGAUUCUAAGAAAUCAGUUUGGAUUCCUGAUCCUAAGAGCGGGGGAUACAGAGAGGGCUGCUUGGAAUCUGGAGACCUUGAAGAUCCUGGCAGCAAGUGUAUUGUUUCAGUUGGUCAUGAGAAGUUUACCCAUAAGGCAUCUGAAGUUGGUAAAGUCAACCCACCUAAAUUUGAGAAAUGUGAAGAUAUGGUUAAUCUCACUUUCCUCAAUGAUGCUUCUGUAUUCUGGAACUUGAAAACUCGUUACCAAGCCAAGAUGAUCCAUACCUACUCAGGUCUUUUUGUUGUUGUCGUCAACCCUUACAAGCGGUAUCCCUUGUACACUCACAGGGUGGCUAAGAUCUAUCUGGGCAAAAGACGGAAUGAAGUUGCUCCUCAUCUCUGGGCUAUUGCUGAAACUGCAUAUCGCGGCAUGUUGAAUAAUUCUAAGAACCAAGCUAUGUUGAUCACAGGAGAAUCUGGAGCUGGAAAAACUGAAAACACCAAGAAAGUUAUCACUUACCUUGCCAUGGUAGCUACUGGGUCUGGUAAGAAAUCUGAGAAGAAAGUGUCAUUGGAAGACCAAAUUGUUGCAACGAAUCCUAUUCUGGAGUCCUAUGGCAAUGCCAAAACAUCCAGGAAUGACAACUCCUCUCGUUUUGGAAAAUUUAUUCGAAUUCAUUUUACAACAUCUGGAAAGCUGGCUGGUUGUGACAUUGUAUCAUAUUUGCUUGAGAAAUCUAGAAUCACUGAACAGCAAGAAGUAGAAAGAUCAUACCAUAUAUUCUACCAGUUACUCCAACCAUAUGGAGAUGGUAUUGGAGGAGGGUUGAAGGCUAAAUGCCAUCUUAGCUCUGACAUAUAUGAUUACACUUAUGUGUCCCAGGGUAAAACCAAAGUAGAUUCUAUUGAUGACAAUGAAGAGCUUGAGUUUACCGAGGAUGCUUUCAACGUUCUUGGAUUUGAAGAACAGGAGAAAUUUGACUGUUACAUGCUCACCGCUGCAGUAAUGACCUUUGGAGGAAUUGAAUUCAAAACCAAGGGAAGAGAUGAUCAAGCAGAGUGUGAACACAGUGGGCCUGAUACAUUUCCAGGAAAAGCAGCUGCCCUGUGCGGGGUUGAAAGCGGUGCAAUGAUCAAAGCUUUCUGCAAGCCAAGAAUAAAAGUUGGAACUGAAUGGGUCACUAAAGGACAGUCCUGUGAGCAAGCCACCAAUGCUGUAGGAGGAAUUGCUAGGGCAAUUUUUGACAGGGUCUUCAAGUGGCUAAUUGAGAAAUGUAAUGAUACAUUAAUUGAUCCAACUCUGAAGAAAAACAACUUUUGCGCUGUUUUAGAUAUUGCUGGAUUUGAAAUCUUUGAAUACAAUGGAUUUGAGCAAAUAUCUAUAAAUUUUGUUAAUGAAAAACUUCAGCAGUUUUUUAAUCAUCAUAUGUUUGUUGUUGAACAGGAAGAAUAUGUAAAGGAAGGUAUUGACUGGGAAAUGGUUGAUUUCGGAAUGGACUUGCAAGCUGCAAUUGUUAUGUUUGAAAAACCAAUGGGACUCUGGGCUAUUCUUGAAGAGGAAUCUCUUUUUCCAAAAGCCACGGAUAAAUCUUUUGAAGAAAAGCUUAAAGCAUCAUUAGGAAAAUUACCAAUAUUUCUUAAACCACAAUCCAAAACUGAUAAACAUGCUCAUUUUGCUAUUUCCCAUUAUGCUGGGAUUGUAUCCUACAAUGUUACUGGCUGGCUGGAAAAGAACAAAGAUCCUGUAAAUGAUUCUGUGGUGGAAGUUUUUAAGUCGAGCUCGAGCAUUGAACUUUUAGUUCAUCUAUGGAGAGAUCAUCCAGGACAACCCUCUACAGCUCCUAAAGAUGAUGGAAAGAAGAAGAAGAAGGGAGGUGGUGGUAAAACUGUAUCCUCAGUUUACCUUGUAUCUUUGGGUGAACUUAUGCAGACACUCCAUAUGUGUGAACCUCAUUUUGUCCGAUGCCUUGUACCAAAUACUCAUAAAAAGCCAGGAGAUGUUGAACCUCCCUUGAUUAUGCACCAGCUCACUUGUAAUGGAGUACUCGAGGGAAUUAGAAUCUGCAUGAGAGGAUUUCCAAACCGAAUGAUGUAUCCUGAUUUCAAAAUAAGAUAUGCAAUCCUUGGUUCUGCUGAGAUUGCAAGCUCAAAUGAUAAUAAAACCUCAUCUUAUGCCCUGCUGGACAAGAUUCAAUUUCCCAGAGAAAGAUAUCGUUUAGGACACACCCUGGUAUUCUUCAGAGCAGGAGCUCUUGCUUUCCUAGAAGAAAAACGAGAUGAUAUUGUCAUAAGGCUUGUCAGGUUCCUUCAAGGAGAAGCAUUAAAAUUCAUUAGAAACAAGGAGUUUGUAAAGAGAAGGGAUCAAAGGGAUCUUAUCAAAAUCUGUCAGCAACAGUUUAGAAAAUACGCUGCACUCCGAGACUGGGGUUGGUUUAUUAUAAUUCAGAAGACAAGACCACUCGUUGGAUUACCAAAUCCUCAAGAAGAGUUGAGACUUCUUGAAGAGAAAUCGAGAACAACGUAUGAUUCUUACAUGGAACAGUUGAAUACUAAAGAUCGUCUUCUUCAAGAAAAUUUGACAAUUGUGGAGGAAACUAAAGCUCUCUUGAAACAGAUCGAAAGUGAACAAGGAAAUAUAUCUCAAUACCAUGAGAAGCAAGCUAGGGUAUCUGCUGAGAAAGCAGAACUUGAAAUGCAGCUUCAAGAAGCUCAGGAAACCUUGGCAAAGAAAGAAGCAAACAGAAUUCAAUCGGCAACAGACAAGAAAACCCUUGAGGCAGAGUGCACUGUUGUGAAAAAAGAUAUUAGUAACCUAGAGAUUGCUAUAGAGAAGCUGGAGCAAGAAAAAUCAAACAGAGAUUUCUCUAUCAGAUCACUCAAUGAAGAAAUAACAGGUCGGGAUGAACUGAUAAACAAGUUGAACAAAGAGAAAAAACGAAUUUCUGAAACCAGUGCUAAAGCCUCUGAUGAUUUACAGGAAGCAAAUGAGAAACUGGAUCAUCUCAUUAUGAUCAAGAAUAAGUUAGAGAAUACUCUUGAUGACCUGGAAUCAUCUCUUGAAAAAGAAAAGAGAGAAAGAACAAAUGUUGAAAAGCAAAGAAGAAAAGUUGAAAGUGAUCUAAAAGUUGCUCAAGAGACGGUUACAGAGUUAGAGCGUCUUCAGAAAGAUCUAGAAGCUGCUAUGGUUAAGAAAGACAAAGAGUUUUCAAUUCUAUCAGGCAAGCUAGAUAAUGAACAAGGUCUUAUCAGCAAGGCUAAACAGACAGUUGGAGAAGCGCAAGGAAGAAUAGAGGUAUUGGAAGAAGAGCUUGAAUCUGAGCGUCAGGCAAGAUCUAAAGCAGAACGGCAACGAUCAGACUUAUCAAGAGAGCUUGAGAAUCUUGGCGAAAGACUGAACGAAGCUGGGGGUGCUACUGCUGCUCAGAUUGAGCUCAACAAGAAAAGAGUUGCUGAAGUUUCCAAGCUAAGGAAGGAUCUUGAAGAAUGCAAUAUUCAGCAUGAAGCUACAAUGAUCAGUUUAAAGAAGAAGCAUCAGGAUGCAGUUGCAGAGAUGACGGAGCAAGUUGAUCAAUUAACUAAGAUGAAAUCUAAAAUAGAAAAGGACAAAACACAAAUAUUUAACGAGAUUGCUGAUGUAAGGGUAGCAACUGAUGAGGUUAACAGAUCUAAGGUAUCAUGUGAAAAGUCCUAUCGGCAUCUCAUCAGCCAGCUUAAUCUUGAGAACAAGAAAAUUGAAAAAUCGAAUCUUAUUCUCGCAGAUUUCGAAGCUUGCAAGCGGAGACAGACAACAGACAACGCAGAGUUACUGCAACAGCUGCAGGAGCUAGAGAAUGCUACCAAUAUGAUGGUUAGGGUUAAUUCUGGGCUUUCCAGUACUCUUGAGGAACAGAAGAGGAUGGUUGAGGAUGAAUCUAAGGAGAGAAUCUGCCUCCUUGGUAAAUACAGAAAUAUUGAACAUGAGGUUGAUAAACUUAAAGAAAAUCUAGAGGAAGAGGUUUCUUCUAAAGAGAACUUUAAACGCCAGCUAUUGAAAAACCAAUCAGAAGCAGAUACCUGGAGGAAUAAGUAUGAAGUUGAAGCAGUUGCUAAAGCAGAAGAACUGGAAAUGUCCAAGCUGAAGGUUCAGGGUCGUCUUUCAGAAUCUCAGAAUACAAUAGAGCAUCUCAAUUCUAAACUUAUUCAACUUGAGAAUGCUAAAUCAAAACUCACUGAUGAUCUGAAGGAAAUGAGUAUUCAGCUAGAUCAGGCUCAAAUCUUAAAUACUUCCAUGGAGAAGAAAGCUAAACAGUUUGACAGAAUUGUGUCUGAGUGGAAGGUUAAGGUUGGAGGGCUUUCAGUGGAGUUAGAUGUUGCACAAAAUGAAACAAGAAAUGCAUCUUCAGAACUGUUUGGUUUAAAGAAUGCUUAUGAUGAGUCAAUUCAUCAAUUAGAUGAGGCGAGAAGAGAGAAUAAGAAUCUGUGUACUGAAAUCAAGGAUAUUAUGGAUCAGAUCAGUGAAGGGGGAAGAUCAAUCCACGAGAUUGACAAAAUAAGAAAGCGUCUUGAGGGCGAAAAGAUUGAGUUAGAAACAGCACUAUCUGAAGCUGAAGGAGCUCUUGAACAUGAAGAGAACAAGGUGCUCAGGGCUCAGUUAGAGCUUACUCAGGUCAAACAGGAGAUUGAGAGAAGAUUGGAAGAAAAGGAUCUUGAGUUUUCAUUAACUAAAAAGACUUUUGCUAAUGAAAUUGAUGGUAUGCAAAAAGCUCUUGAAACAGAAACCAAAAACAAAGUUGAGGCUUUCCGAAUGAAGAAAAGGCUUGAAACGGAUGUAUGUGAUCUUGAUUCAGCUUUAGAACAUGCAAAUGCUGCAAACAUUGAGAACCAGAAAACUAUCAAAGGAAUUCAGCUCCAGCUUCGCAAUGUACAAACACAGCUAGAGGAAGAGUCUAGGGCCAAGGAGGUUGCCAGGGAUAACCUUCUAGUUGCUGAUAGGAAAGGACAUGCUAAUCAGAAUGCUCUUGAAGAGGCUAGAACCCUCCUUGAUCAAACUGAGAGAAACAGACGCCUCACUGAACAAGAGCUUGCUGAUACAAAUGAGACACUUGGAGAAUUGACCUGUACAAAUCAAGCUCUCACUGCAGCAAAGCAAAAGUAUGAAAACGAGAUGGUUUCCCUUCAUGUUGAUCUGGAUGAAAUGACUUCUGAAGCAAGACUAUCCGAAGAAAAGGCAAACCGAGCAAUGAUUGAUGCUGCACGACUUUCAGACGAGCUGCGUUCAGAACAAGAAACAGCUUCUCUGUUUGAACGUGACCGCAAGCUUCUGGAGGCCCAGGUAAAGGAUUCACAGAUCCGUCUAGAUGAAACUGAGCAGAAUAUUCUGAAAGGUGGAAGGAAAGCUGUUUCUAAGAUGGAGACUAGGAUCAGGGAACUAGAGUCUGAACUUGAAGCUGAAAACAGACGAAGCUCUGAUGCACAGAAAAAUCUACGAAAAAGUGAACGAAAAAUUGUUGAGCUGAACUAUCGAAUUGACGAGGAUCGGAAAAACCAUGAGCAAAUGCAGGGGCUCAUUGAUCAGCUGCAAGGUAAGAUCAGAUCAUAUAAAAAACAAAUUGAGGAGGCGGAAGAAAUUGCUGCUCUUAACCUAGCUAAGUUCCGACAGACUGAGAGUAAUCUGUCUGAAUGUAUUGAACAAGCAGAUCUGAAUGAGCAAGCAUUAUCAAAGAUGAAGCUACGAAGCCGUUGCUCAUCACUUGUACCACAGUAGAAUUUUAACACAAGUUUAAUUUAAUAACAGACGUCUGAUAUUAAUAUGCACCCCUAACAAAGCAUUACAAAAAUACCAAAAAAAUAUAGAAUAAAUAUUAUGCAAAUAAAAAAUUCGUCUUGUCAAAAUUAU